Molecule: messenger RNA, 8910 nt
Organism: Drosophila subobscura
Lineage: Eukaryota; Metazoa; Arthropoda; Insecta; Diptera; Drosophilidae
Product: histone-lysine N-methyltransferase trr
Exons: 7
Coding region: 151-8106 (2651 amino acids)
Biological process (GO): nervous system development
Cellular component (GO): nucleus; nBAF complex
Molecular function (GO): protein binding
Source: RefSeq, a predicted model, not a curated record
CACUGGAUACAUUGCUACUGCAUACACGAAAAUAAUUUGUCCAAAUAGUGCAUGUUUUAAAACAUUUUCUGUAUGUGUUUAGCACGAAGUUCAAGCUGAUCCAGCAUUCAUUGCUAGCGACUGACUCUGUCCAGUGUCCACUUGUUUGUUAUGAAUAUAUCGAAAGUGACAACAUCGCUUGCUGCUGCGGCUGCUGCCGCCGAAAAGGCAAAACCCGAACGUGUAACAUCUGCAACCGCAGCGCUCAAUUUUAAUGCAAUCAAUAUACAGAAGCGCGCCAGCAUCGACGAUACCGAAGAUCCUAAUCGCAAGAAACUGAAAACCGAAUUUCUGCUUUGCCCGCCAUCGACUAGUUUGCCCGCCAAACAACAACAGCUAAUCCAGCAACAGAAACACCACCAGCACCACCGACAGCAGCAGCGUGCUGUCGUCCCAGGAGGGUCCGUCAAAGCAACGUCAUUGGCAUUCCAAGUAACAGCUGCGUCUGCAGCCUCAAAACAAACAUCCACAGCCUCCGAGAAGUCUACAGUUGACCAAUACCAGCAGCACCACCAGCAAGUGGAGCAAGGUGACACCGAGAAUGUCUGGGAUCCGCGCGAGGAUCAGAUUAUAGUAUGUAACUUUGGUGCUAACGCUGAAAUGAGUGCCUCAAUCAAGCCUGAAGAAGCGCUCGAGGGUGGCCAAAAGCAAAGCUUUACAAGCUUUACCAAAAAGGAGGCCGUCUGUCCGUCGUCUGCAUCUUCUUCUUCAUCGAUGGCCUCCACUAUUUCGAUCGAGCCGAGUGGAGGAGCCGAGCAUGUCGAGCAAGCCAACAAGACAGUGUUGUCAUCUGCUGCUGUCGAGGAUCUGGACUACGCCCUGCUGCCAUCCUCGGCACCUGAACAAAAGGUGGUGCCCGAAAGCUCAACCAUCGUGUCGGUCUCAGCCGUUGGCGCGGUGACCACAUCUUCAGUCUCCCCUGUCACUGUCGCCUCAUCCACAACAUCUACGAUAAUACUGAAUGCGAGCACUACGAACAAUGGAGGCGGAUCGGGACCAGGCGUGGCUGGUAGCACUAUAAUGAACCAGAAGUCCUCGCAGGCUAACUACAAUAUAUUCAGUGCGACGGCUGCAAGUGGCCAGCAGCAAGUAAGCCACCAGCCCACGUUGCUAAACCGGGUCAAUCUCCAAUCCAAGAUGAAGGGCACCCAGCUGGUGGUGAACACGAAAAAACUGUCCGAGGUCACCCAGACAACGGCCAAGGUCUCCAUAGGUAACAAGACGAUCUCCGUGCCGCUGCUAAUGAGCGCUAGUGGGGCGGCUACAGCUGGUGGCGCCACCAUCGUCGAGAGCAAGCAAGUUAUGCAACCCGGCGGUCAGGUGACCGCCGUGGCCAGCGUUGCCCCCUCCGGGCAACAGAGUUCGGCGCAUCAGCAUCAGCACCAUCCCCAGCACCAGCACCUCAAUUACACAAAGCUGAUCAAGCGCGUGCCUAAGAACCCCACCACGAUCGUUUCGUUCUCGGGCCUUCAGAUCAAGCCGGCCAACACCAAAAUAGUCACCGCCAAGGUGGUCAGCAAGAAAAUGUCCCUGCAGAUCCAGCAGCAGCACCAGCACCAGCUACAGCAGCAGCAGGUCCAGCAGCAGCAGGCCCAACAGCAGGCCCAACAGCAGGCGAACAGCGCGAGCAUGGCCCCCGCCACGGCUAGCAUUGUGUCGAUAACCACCACGAAUCCCAACCAAACAUUCGCCAUGGUUAAGGAAAAGCUGCACGAAGCCACUGAGACUAUCGACACGACGCACGAGUCGGGAGUCGCGGUCAGUGUCAGCUCUAGUCGCAAUCCAACCACCAGACUGGCUGGCCACAAGAUAGCCUACAGUGACAACAUCUUCAACAAGUCCAAAUCGCAGGACUCUGGAGCCGGCGACGAGUUUGGAAGCAGCGUCAACAGCGUCGUGAUAAAGCCCCUGGAUAAAGUCAGUCACAACUGCUCGCCCAGCUUUAAUACCUUCAAGCAGCAGUCCGUGCCGGGGGGAGCGGGUGUGGCGGGCGUCGCCGUAAAUCAGACAACUGGUACGGUUCCUGUCACGGUGACAAUGACCUCAUCCGCCUCCGGCAGCGGCUCUGACCAGAUGACCAGCAGCACCUCCUCCGUCUCAGUGUCGGCCAUACUCAAUGAGGCUGUGACCAAGUCGACGGCGGGGACAAUCUGCAUCAACACUCCGGGGAUGGGGGCCCGGCCCAUCAUCUCCAUACAGAACAAGAACAUAUCCCUGGUGCUCUCUAAGACGACGAUGGCCCAGCAGAAGCCCAAGAUGAUCACCACCACCGUCAGCAGCUCCGCGCUGCAGAUGCACCACGCCCUCAACCAGGACCCGUAUUCGGAAAAACAAUCCGCCUCGUCGUCAUCAUCGACACCAGCGUCGGCAUCAGUAGUUUCAGUGUCAGUGUCGACGCCAGCUCCAAUGCAGCUAAAGCUCACGUCGGUUCCCUCUGUGGCAGGCUUGGGAUUGGGCGUGGUCACCACACCAGCCACCACGCCCACCAAAUUGGGUGCGAGCCUAGCGGCGGCAGAGGCGCUGCCCUUCUCGAUUAUAAUCCCGAAGCUAGAUGAGUUGAGCAACGAACCCAAGACCAAUCUGCUGGCCAAGCAGGAGGCAAUAGUCAAGGAUGCCCCCGUCGCUCCGUCUACGGCUCCACUCGCUGAACAGGCCGGCGAAGUCCUAGUCGCGCCGGAGAAGCGUCUGAAUGCCGCAACCACCCUGACAGCCAUCACAGCCGCAGCUUCAGCUCCAGGCCCACCUGCAACCACGCAAACGGGGACGAGCACAACCAUGCCUGCGCCCACGCCCACGCCUACACCCACACCUACACCCACACCCACACACACAGGCCCAGGCACUGGAGCAAGCGGCGGAGCAUCUGCGGCAGCUACCGGUAACAGUAGCCAGCGUUCCAGCUCUGAUGACUCGAACAACGCACUGCUGAAGCAGCUGCUGCAGAACAGCAGCAGCAGCCACAGCCACAAUCUCAAUCAAAUCAGCAUCAACUCCGCCCACGUCGCCGCCAGCACAGCGCCACUGUCUGCCCGCAAGGUGAUCAACGUGCGGGCCCCGAGCAUGGGUCUAGUCAGCUCCCUGGAGGCGCAGUUGGCCCGUCCCGUCAUUCCGCCGGUGCCAGCGGCGGUAAGCAGCAGUGGCGGAUCCGUGGCCACGCCCACAACCACCACCACAGUGGCAAAUGGGAGUGGGAAUGGGAACAUCAGCCAGCAGGCGACUGCUGCCGGAUCAGCUGCUCUGCCUGUCGCUCCAUCUGUUGCCGCUUCUGCCUGCGCCCCGAAUUCUGCGACUACUGAAGCUCCCGUUCCUCCAAAUAAUGCCGUUGCGGAGCUGGAGCAGCAGAUAUCGGUGGUGCAGCAGUCCUCGCUGGCCCUGCAGGCACUAGCACAACCACAACCACAACCAACACCCCCGCCACCAGCAGCAGCCCAGCAACAGAAACAGCAUCAGCACCAGCACCAGCCCCAACACCAAGUGAAGCAAACCGUUCAGAUUGUGUCCAAGGAGACUUCGUUCAUAUCCACACCUCCGGCACAGCACGCAGCUCUAUCAAUAGGAGAUAGGAAGCUGACGGAGUCUUCGGCAUGCACAUCGUCAAGCAAGCCGGCAGAGUUCUUGCCGCCGCCGCCGUAUGAGCUGGCCACCGCUCCCGUUUCCAAUGUGACAAUCUCCAUAUCCACCAAGCCCUCGAAGGAUAUGAAUCUGCAGAUGAAGCACAAGUCCGCUUCCGCCUCCGCGUCCGCGUCCAUGUCCAUGCCAAUGGCGAAGGCAAUGGAACAAGAGUCCCUGGGUGUGCCCUUGUCAGAGCAGGCUGAGCAGCCGCCAACCGCCUCGGACAACCCAAAGACAGCAGCAACAUCAGCAGCAGUACACGCUACAGCAGGAGCCGGAACAGGAGCGGGAGCGGGUGCGGCAUCAAUAACAAACAGCUGGAGCAGACAGAUCCAGAACAACAACAGCAGCAUUCACAUUGAGGCGGGAAUGGGACAAAUCCUGGCCCCCCAUAAGAUAACCUUUAAGUCGGGCGAGGCGCAGAAGAGGAAACUGCCCAUGCAGUCGCAUCCCCAGCUUGAGGAGAAGGACCAGCUGCAGCACAGCCACCCCGAUGCCUCGCACAGCACUGAUAUGAUGCAUAUGCAAAUGCAGCUGCCUGGGGCGGUGGGCAUGAAGCCCCUGCCACCCGGUACCAGUUCAGCCGGACCCCCAGGAUCGGAGUCAAACAAGCUGCAGCUUAUUUCAGCUAUAACCAGCUACGUGAAGAAAACUGGGCAGCCAGGAGAGGCGCCCCACCAGGCACAGAUGCAGGCUCAUAUCCAGGGCCAGAUGCCCGGCCAGAUGCACGUGCACCAGCAGCAGCAACACCAGAAGCAUCAGCAACAUCAGCAACAAGUGCAGCUGCAGGCGGCUCAUUCACAUGCUCAGGCGCAUCCCCAAGCCCAUCCGCAGCCCAAUCCUCAGAGCGGGCCAACGGCUAUGGAACCCAAGGCUGGGGACCAGCGCAAGCGACGGAAACGCGACGUACAGAAACCACGGAGGGGCAAUCACAGCGCUGGGCAGGCGGCCAACAGUCCCAAGGAUCUGUCCGGGACGCUGCCAGCAGGUGCGAUGGUGCAGCUGGCCCGCAUGCCCCCGGGAAUCCAGUACAUACAGGGAGCACCCGGCACCGGACAUGUCCCCUCGGGAGUCGUCGGAGUUGGCGGCGGAAGCGGAGGAGGAAGCAGUGCCGCCGCCUCGCCCAUGUUGAAGAAGAGAGUGCGAAAGUUCUCCAAAGUGGAGGAGGACCACGAUGCAUUUACCGAGAAGCUAUUGACGCACAUCCGCCAGAUGCAACCGCUUCAGGUACUGGAGCCGCACCUCAACCGCAACUUUCACUUCCUUGUUGGGAGCAGCGAGAUGGCGGGCGCAGGAACAGGCUCGGGCUCAGGGUCAGGGUCAGGGUCAGGAGGAUGCAACUCUGGCAGCGGCAAGCUAAAGGCAAUCGGAUCCCAAUCCAGGGGUUGGCCGCUGGAGGAGUGUGACGGAGCGCAGCUGGGCCACUUCGGUCGGGUGCGGCAUCCCAGUAUUCCCUCGCUCUAUGACAGCGAACGCUUCGGCGGAAGCGGUGGCCCCGCGGGAGGAUCUGCAUCCCCAUCGGGGACUCUGGGGGGAGUUGAGGGAAAGUCGCAGCCAAUGUCCAACAUCCAAAACGACUUCUACGACCAGGAGUUCUCCACCCACAUCGAUCGGAAUCCCCGCGAGCGUCUGCUUCGGCACAUCGGUGCCGUGAAGGACUCCAAUCUGGAGACCAUUGAGCUGGUGGAGGGCGAGUCAGUGACCGCUUGGACGGCCCUCCCUCGACUCACCCGCUUUCCGGGCCUAAUUCUGCUGAACAACAACAGUCGUUGCCACGGCCGGAUGUCGCCGGUGGCUCUGGCCGAGGAUCCCCUUUCCAUGCGGAUGCCCACUUCUCCCCUGCUUCGAAACUGCGCCGAGGAAUUGCGAAAGGGCCUGCAAAUGGAACUGGGAUUGGGAGGCGGACACGGACACAGCCACAGCCACAGCAGCCUCAACAGCAACUGCAACAGCAAUGGCAGCAACAUUAGCAACAACAACAACAACAACUAUCAGCAGAAAAACCAAAAUGUGAUACUCUCGCUGCACUCCUCGACGACGGACAACAUAGCCGGCGUGCUACGGGAUCUGGCCAAUCUGCUACACCUGACGCCCGCUCUCACAUGCAAGCUCAUCGAGGAGAAGGCGGACCCAAAGGCUGGCGCCGAGCCUAGCCUCGAGCAGUCAAAGGGCAAGGGGGCCAGGGGCGAGGACGAGGAGCAGGCGGAAAAGGAGCCCUUCAAGCGGCCGCACUCCGUGAGCAACGGCCACCUGCGAAAGAUACUCAAUGGGCGGCGAAAGUUGUGUCGGAGCUGUGCCAACGUCGUCCCAGCGAGCGGGCUGCAAGUGCCCAGCCAGAGCAUGCCUCCGCUGGAGGAGCAGCUGCCCCGGUUGGCCCAGCUAAUGGCGCUACUGCCCCGGAAGACGCCGCCUCCUCCGUUCUUCUACUUCUGCAAUCGCGCCUGCCUGACCAUGUUUAAGUGGAGCGAGAAGCAGACUCAGGCGAAAGCCGAGGCGGCCAGCGUCUCUCUGCUCACGGCCAGCGGGUCCUCGAAGAGCAUCUUUGCAUCAGGCUCGGGUCCGCCCGUUCCCCAAGAUAAUGUGGUGAAGACGGAGCCGCCGGAGGAGGAGCUGGAUGCGAGGCAGAACCAGCAUACCAGCGAGACCGCUGCGGCCCCACUGCAGCGUAAGUGUAUCGUAAAAUGCUUUAGCAGCACCUGUUUCGCCACGGAAUCCUCCACGGGCGCGAACAUCAAGCAGGAGUGGAACGAGGCGGCGACUUCAUUCGCUGCUCCGAGCAACACAGUGUGGGAAACGGAUGUGGUCAGCCACUUGGAGGACACGCGCCAGUGCGUCUUCUGCAAUCAACGCGGCGAUGGCCAGGCCGACGGACCCUCACGCCUGCUUAACUUCGAUGUGGACAAAUGGGUGCAUCUCAACUGUGCCCUGUGGUCGAACGGUGUGUACGAGACGGUGUCCGGGGCGCUGAUGAACUUCCAGACUGCGCUGCAGGCGGGGCUAAAUCAGGCGUGCAGCGCCUGCCACCAGCUGGGAGCGACAAUUAAGUGCUUCAAGUCGCGCUGCAACAACCUCUACCACCUGCCCUGCGCCAUCCGGGAGGAGUGCGUCUUCUAUAAGAACAAGUCCGUUCACUGCAGUGCCCAUGGCCAUUGCCACACCCAAAACCAUGCAAGCAGUGGAAGUGCCAAUGCCAGUAUCGGGUCUGGCUCUGGCGCUGGCUCUGGAGCCGCUUUCGGGACAAUAGAGAACGAGCUAAGCUCUUUCAUUGUGCACCGUCGGGUGUUCGUGGACCGCGACGAAAAUCGUCAGGUUGCCACCGUCAUGCACUACACGGAGCUGAGCAACCUGCUCCGGGUGGGCAACAUGACGUUUCUCAACGUGGGUCAACUGCUGCCCCACCAACUGGAGGCCUUCCACACGCCCCAUUUCAUAUAUCCGAUCGGCUACAAGGUGAGUCGCUACUAUUGGUGCGUGCGGCGUCCGAAUCGACGUUGCCGGUACAUAUGCUCCAUUGCUGAGGCCGGCUGCAAGCCUGAAUUCCGGAUCGUGAUUCAGGACGGCAGCGACAAGGAGCCGGAGCGCGAGUUCCAGGCCAGCACGCCAUCGGGGGUGUGGCAGCAGAUCCUGCAACCCAUCACCCGCCUGCGGAAGGUGCACAAGUGGUUGCAGCUCUUCCCGCAACACAUCAGCGGCGAGGACCUGUUCGGGCUAACGGAGCCAGCCAUUGUGCGCAUACUGGAGAGUCUGCCCGGGAUCGAGACGCUCACUGACUACCGAUUCAAGUACGGGCGUAAUCCGCUGCUGGAGUUCCCGCUGGCCAUCAAUCCGUCCGGUGCCGCCCGAACUGAGCCCAAGCAACGCCAGCUGCUCGUCUGGCGCAAGCCGCACACGCAGCGGACUGCAGGCAGCUGCAGCACCCAGCGCAUGGCCAACUCGGCGUCGAUUGCCGGGGAGGUUGCCUGCCCUUACAGCAAGCAAUUCGUCCACUCCAAGAGCUCCCAGUACAAAAAGAUGAAGCAGGAGUGGCGCAACAAUGUAUACUUGGCCAGGUCGAAGAUUCAGGGCCUGGGGUUGUAUGCGGCCCGGGACAUCGAGAAGCACACCAUGAUCAUCGAGUAUAUUGGAGAGGUCAUUCGCACCGAGGUCUCCGAGAUACGAGAGAAGCAGUACGAAUCUAAGAAUAGGGGCAUUUACAUGUUCCGCCUUGACGAGGAUCGCGUCGUAGACGCCACUCUGAGCGGUGGUCUGGCUCGCUACAUCAACCACUCGUGCAAUCCCAACUGUGUGACGGAAAUUGUUGAGGUCGAUCGCGAUGUGCGAAUUAUAAUAUUCGCCAAGCGUAAAAUAUAUAGGGGCGAGGAGCUCUCUUAUGACUACAAGUUUGACAUUGAGGACGAUGCACACAAGAUACCGUGCGCCUGUGGCGCUCCCAACUGUCGCAAGUGGAUGAACUAAUCACAGAAGGAACUGCAACAGCGAGCACCAGCACAAACCUACCCACAUGGAAGUUCCCCCAGUGAGCCCGGAACGUCUCAGCAAAUAUAAAUUCAUUCUCUGAACAUUUUAGAUCAUGUAAAUAUAUAUAUUUAUAUUUAUAUAUAGUUAUAUGUAGGAAUACGUGCUUUUGUAGAGCAAUGGACCCUGUAAGUUAUGUAUUUGAUAUGUGCCCGCCGCCCACUGUAGCUAAUUUGUAAUCCUUAAUCCUUUACCACCCAUAAGCAAUGGGACAGGGGCACAAGAGAGUUAAAGAAGGGGAAAAUGGACAGAGUUGCCAUAGUUUGAAGUGCUCAACUGUAAAAAUCCUACAAAAAAAUAUGUAUUUUAUGUUAGGCACAUUAUUGCACCACAUCCACCCACAACCCAAAACCCACCCCCAGCACCACAACCACAAAGAGCACAGAGAGAUAGGCCCUAGACCCUGGCGAGUGCCCCCCACUUGACUUUAUGCGUGUGUGCCUUUCUUUUUGUUUACCAUUAUUAUAUUAUCAUAAGUAUAACAAUUAUUACUUUUCGCAAUCUUAAAAUGGCCAUUAGAAGGUAGAGACAUGAAAGCGGGACAUGUUUCUCAACAGGUGUAGUAGUAAAUGUAACGUUCACAACCUUCAUUGAAUACGUAGAAACACGAAUAUAUUGUAUUGAAUAUUGUAUUUUAUUUCAUUUAACUAUUUCGCCUUUACAUUAAGCUUAUUAACUAUCCAGAAAGUGUUUUUUUCAUCUCCAUAAGUGUUAAGUAAAUUUUAUGCAACAAUUAUAAAAUCA